AUGAGAGUUACGAAGCGUGCUUCCAAGAGGAGAUCUACCCGUAUGAGGGAGGGUCUUAAAAAGAAAGUCGCUGCCCAUGGAAGAAAACAAAGGAAGUUAGAAAAGAAGGAUCCAACAUGGAAAUCAAGAGUACGAAAAGAUCCAGGUAUUCCAGCUUCCUUUCCCUAUAAGGAGGCCAUUCUUGCCGAAAUUGAACAGAAACGUAGAGAGGACGAGGAAGAGAAACUAGCUCUUAAGGAAAAAAGACGCGCCGAAGCGGCAGCAGCUAGAAGUGCCCUUCCGGAUGAUGAAAAUUUGAUGGAUGAUGAGAGCGAUGAGGACAACGAUGGUGCUAACGGAUUAGCGGCUUUGCUACAAUCCGCCCAACAGGCAGCUAAAGCCUAUGAUGGGACUGAAUCCAAUGAUGAAAUGGAAGAGGAUGAUCUAGAGGUGAACGAAUAUGAAAUUGACUUCGAAGAAGACGAACGACUUGGAAAUGAAUGGGAAAAGUCUCGUAAAGCUUUCGACAAGAUUUUCAAAACCGUAGUUGAAGCUUCUGACGUUAUCUUGUACGUUCUAGAUGCCAGAGACCCGGAAGGGACUAGAUCUAAAAAAAUUGAGGAGGCUAUUUUACAGUCUCAAGGAAAGAGACUGAUAUUCGUUUUAAACAAAAUUGAUUUGGUGCCUGAUAAUGUGUUGAAGAUGUGGUUGGAUUUCUUACAGUCUUCCUUCCCCACUGUUCCUUUAAAGGCCAAUGGUGCUGCUUCUACGACCUUUAACAAGAAGAUGACCCAAGCAGUCACUUCUAAACAAUUGCUAGAGUCUCUAAAGUCAUAUGCACACAAAUCCAACUUGAAGAGAGCUAUUAUUGUUGGUGUUGUCGGUUACCCCAACGUUGGUAAAUCAUCAAUCAUCAAUGCUCUUACAUCUAGACACGGAGGAAAUGGUAAAGCAUGCCCAGUAGGAAACCAGGCUGGUGUUACGACAUCUAUGCGAGAAGUCAAGGUCGACAACAAGCUGAAGAUUCUAGACUCCCCUGGUAUAGUAUUUCCUUCAUCAAAGAAAUCAUCUAAAGAAUCGAUGGAAGCCAAGUUGGCUCUACUGAGUGCCAUUCCAUCGAAACAAAUUAAGGAUCCUGAAGCUGCCAUACAACUGUUACUUAAGAGAUUAGCCAAGAAUACCGAAAUGGCCGAUGGAUUCAAGAAAUACUACGACAUUCCACCUUUAGUUUCUUCCGACUUGGAAUCAUUUACAAAGGGUGUCCUUAUACACAUUGCUAGAAAACAGGGUAAACUUGGUAAAGGUGGUAUUCCUAAAUUAAAUGAUGCUGCUCUUGUGAUUUUGAAUGAUUGGAGAGAUGGAAAAAUUGUAGGAUGGACUCUGCCCAACUCCUCAAAAGCUGCCCAAGUUACCGAUAAUGAGGUUUCCUCAAAGGUUCCUCCUUUGACACCAUCAUCAGAGCAAACGACUAUCGUGAAAGAAUGGGCUAAAGAGUUUGAUUUGGAUGGCCUCCUGAACAUUUAA
Molecule: messenger RNA, 1503 nt
Organism: Komagataella phaffii GS115
Lineage: Eukaryota; Fungi; Ascomycota; Pichiomycetes; Pichiales; Pichiaceae
Exons: 1
Coding region: 1-1503 (500 amino acids)
Cellular component (GO): nucleolus
Molecular function (GO): GTP binding
Source: RefSeq, a predicted model, not a curated record